Mixia osmundae IAM 14324 is the source of this 1590-nucleotide messenger RNA. RefSeq lists its product as uncharacterized. The record is from RefSeq and is a predicted model, not a curated record. The transcript is spliced from 2 exons. The coding region runs from base 311 to 1585 and encodes 424 amino acids. Lineage: Eukaryota; Fungi; Basidiomycota; Mixiomycetes; Mixiales; Mixiaceae.
CUGAAGUGAUGUCAGCAUGAUGGAGAUAGCAAUCAAAAGAACGAUGUAUCGAUGGAUGGCCUGUCACUGUUGAGACCCUUGCGCGCCUGCCUCAGUGAAGCUUGAGCGCUUGAUCGGCCUGCUGAUAGCUGACUCGAUGAAGGCUGAGAAGGUCAAUCGCAUCGACGAGUCAGUCUACCAAUAUUCCAGCUGGGCUCCGAUCGAUCUCGCGUCCGUCCACAGAAAUCUCUCCCGACCGCGUCACAGCCGUCGGCGCGCAGUGCUGCACGCAACACGGCUGCAGUCAGAUCAUCCCAGGCUGGUCGCGAGAAUGGCGCUCCUGCUAGAUGCCGGUACGUUGCGCAUGUUCACGCCGAUCUCGCCUGGCCAAAUGCCGAUCGCUCGCGUCGCAGACGAGGUCUGGCUGACGAACUCAUCCAUCUCGGGCGGAUCCAUCGAGCAGCGCUCAUCUGCGCCCGAUCAUCCAACUGCAGACGACUCGCUCCCGACAUAUGCGACGGCACCCAGCAACCCUGCAGGUCAAGGACAGGCAUCACACAGUCACAGAGCAGUCGUCCACAAUCCACAUGCUAUGCCUCGCGCAUCGACAAGCAGUAACACGGGGGCGCGAUCCCGCGGCUAUUACUCGGCGCCGGACGACGCUGUCAACCUGGCCGACCGAACAACUUCGAAUAUUGCUGUCGAACGAGCCCUAGGCAUUUAUCGUAUCAAGAUGCUGCCUUCACGAUCGCCUCCUCGAACACCUAUCAUGCCCUCGCGUAAACGUGUUGCCAGUGCCUCGCCAGCUGUCUCGCCGACGAUCCCCGCGCAUCAACGCACGCGCAGUUGGCUAGCCAGUCUUGGCAAUCUCACAAAAUUUCGAGGAUCGUCGACUCAAGUAUCAGAUCAUUCACAAACUCGUGCCCUUGGCAAUACAUCUCCCAUAUGGUCCGCUUUGCACUCAAACUCACUCAUCACACCCACCAGAUCCAACACCGAUCCCAUGCUUCGAGCUGUGAACGAGUCCAUCCGAUCUCCAGACAGCGUGAGCAACGAAAGGGGACGAUCUCGUGCCGGCUCUGGACAUGGAUUUGCCCAAGACGUCUUCACAGGACAUCCAAACAGCCCGGCGUUCGAUACCGGCAGUGCCAGCGACUCUGCCAAUCCGAAGUUGGCCCACUCGAGGGAAAGGAUGCCCGGCACUUAUCAAUAUCCGUCUGCCGCCUCUUCGCUCGCUCAUGAUGAGAUCGAGCCUCCGAAGACCAGGGAGCCGGCAUGCUUCACGAACUUGGAUGACGCGACGCUUCUGAACAUCACGCACAUGUUAGAACAGAUUUCCCUGCGAGACAUGGUCUCGCUCGAACAGACAUGCCAGAGGACGCGACAUUUGGUUGCAAGGGAUGAAAUCUAUGCCAAGACCGAAGCUGGCAAGACUGCGAAGACCCGACCCUACGUUCUCAGCGUGCUUCCUUGGCUCUGUGUGAUCUGCAAACAGCGCCGCCGCAUCUAUCAUCGCAUCGUACCCCCCAAGCCACUGUGUGAUCUGCAAACAGCGCCGCCGCAUCUAUCAUCGCAUCGUACCCCCCAAGCCAAGGAAGCACGCUGAGAACG